Molecule: messenger RNA, 1528 nt
Organism: Pectinophora gossypiella (pink bollworm)
Lineage: Eukaryota; Metazoa; Arthropoda; Insecta; Lepidoptera; Gelechiidae
Product: transmembrane protein 268
Exons: 4
Coding region: 118-1287 (389 amino acids)
Source: RefSeq, a predicted model, not a curated record
UGAGUUGUUUAGUUUGGUUUGGUAAAGUUUGGUUGCAGUUGGUUGCAGGUUUAUUCUAGAUUUAUUACAUUAUUUUUAUUAUUUAUAAAGUAAUUAAUCUUAGUAUAUAAGCGAAAAAUGAGUAGUACAGAUGUGGCAAAUAGUUCGGCUAAAACAAGUGAAACAAAUGGUAAUAUUCAUCAAGAUAAAUUGCCAAAAGAUUGGGUGAAAUUUGACGAUGAGUCUCCUCAAACAAGCGAUCCUCUGUCAGAUCCUAAAGUUUCUUCAGAGAUUCCUGUUUCGACAACUGCAAGUACAUCACAUACUACAUCAUCAGAACCUGCUGCCGUCCUAAAAACUGAAACCGUACACGUUAAUUUAGAGAGAGGAGACAGAAACACAGAACCCGUGACUCAAGCCACUCUCUCUAAGAACGUAGAGUUUGUCAACGUGCGUCAAGGUUUCUCAAAUGGUGACAUAAUAGUAACACUACUCCCUGUAAAUAGUAAAUGGCCAUGGAUAACUGCGGCGCGUUUCCGUCCUGAACUUGUACCUGAGGAGCUGAUGGCUCAGGGCUUAACACUAACUGUUGAAGAAUAUGUACAUGCAAUGGAACUUCUGGUCAAUGAUGCACGAUUUACACUCUACAAUAUUUGUUACAAAAGAGUUCUUGUCUGCUGGAUAACUCUCGCCUUCCUGGUACUGCUGGCGUUGUUGUUCUCUGGACUCACCGGACUGACUUUGUUCUCCCUUGGAGUACUAUGGUUGGUUCUGAAUGCAGCUGCCAUUUUCCUUUGUAUGUGGAUAAAACUUAAACUUUCUAAGGGAUUGGAACAAUGUUUAGGAAGUGUUAACAAAUUGCUCAAUAAACACAAACUGAUACUGGCAUUGGAUGAUAGAGGAAAGAUAUCUUGUCAUAAAGUGAAUUUAUGUUUUAUUUACUUUGACUCGGGACCUUGCAUUGCUCACAUACAGCAGUUCAUUGAAAGUGAAGAGGGCAAAACAAUUAUGGAAGGUUGGGAACAGAGGUUGGAUGUACCUGCCAAUGAUAUUGUGAUUCAAGGAAGCCAGUCAACAAGACUAUCACGGAGACAGGAAAGGGGUGCACUUCUAUUUUUGCGAUAUGCUGGUCGCUGGGGCGCGUAUGCGGUUAAAAAUCGUCUGAAUCUGAGCAGCUCAGUGCCCGGUCGCCACGGUGCGAAAUACGUAUGCCCGUGCCAGUUCAUAGAAGAGCACCUCAAAACGAAACCACCUGCAGGCAUGGCGAAGUUCUUCAUGUUACCCAACCAAAAUGUUCAACUGUACUAAGACAGGUAUAUUAACUGCAGUAUUGGAAUUCCGUCCAACAUUAUUAAUAAUUACUUAUUAUAUUAAUAUGACACAUAUCAUUGUAUCUUCUUAGAUUUAUAGUUACACUUUACCUUAUCUGUACUUAAAAUAGAAGUUUUUUCUUUUACAUAUUUUAACUAUACACAUUUAUUUUAUAAAUCUUUAUUGAAGAUCAUAAACCUAGUGCUAUUUUUAAUAAAUACAUUUUUCUAACACCGUU